ACUAUGUUUUAAACUCACGCUUUUAAAGAACAAAGUCUCUGUUUGAGAGAUCCGCAGAAGCGGAGGGCUAGAUUUCUCAACUCGUUACAGUCGCUGCCGGACUGCCUCUGAACAGUUGACUGCGCGCUUGAGACCGAGAGGCUCCGGGCUCCGGGGAUGCGACGCAGACCGUCGCCAAUGUCGCCGCUGAAAUGAGUGUGGCGUUUGAGCAACAGCCCGGAGUGUGUGUGUAUGUGUGACUCACUGUGAUCCGAGGUGACAGUCCAGAUAACUGUGGGGCUGACAAUGCACCGACUACCAAACAUUCAUUGAAUUUAAUGGGAGCUACUGGGAAAUCCUCUGUGGCAUAGGCUAAUUUAUCGUGCGCUGGAAGUUGCAUGAAAACGGAUUUUUUUAUGAGUACAGUGACAUUUCGUAAGUGGAAUGGAUUGGAUUUGUUUUCGGGAAGGUGCACGACAAUACCUGUUCGCGGCAACUUUGCCGUUUUUCCUUGAAGAGUGGAGCAAAGGAGAAACUUUAAUGUGUUGCUACACUGCUCCAUAAGAAUGGCGAUGACAAAGGCGAACUUAAGCUGUCUGGAUAGUUUAUCCCAGGGAAACAACUGUCUCACCGCCAGGAGCACGUCUCCCGGGGUCGCGGCCACCCUCGCCGGCGUGCUGAUCUUCACCACCGUGGCUGAUAUCGUUGGAAAUCUGCUGGUCAUCCUGUCCGUCUACAGGAACAAGAAACUGAGGAAUGCAGGUAACAUCUUUGUGGUGAGUCUUUCUGUGGCUGACCUGGUGGUGGCGCUGUACCCCUACCCGUUAGCUCUGAUCGCCAUCUUCCACAAUGACUGGACGAUGGGCUCCCUGCACUGCCAGCUGAGUGGCUUUAUUAUGGGUCUGAGUGUGAUCGGCUCGGUCUUCAACAUCACGGCUAUCGCCAUCAACCGCUACUGCUAUAUCUGCCACAGUCUCCGCUACGACCGCCUGUAUUCACGCCGAAACACCUGUCUGUACCUGCUGCUCACCUGGAUGCUCACUGCUUUAGCCACCGUCCCGAACUUCCUUGUGGGAUCCUUAAAAUACGACCCGCGGGUUUUUUCCUGUACCUUCACUCAAACAGCAAGCUCUUCUUAUACAGUCUGUGUUGUUCUGAUCCACUUCUUGGUCCCUCUAGGUGUGGUUUCUUUCUGCUACCUGCGCAUCUGGACGUUGGUGAUCAGGGUUAAAGGACGCGUGCGGCCCAAUCCAAAAGUCAGAACAGCUGAUUUGAGGAAUUUCCUGACAAUGUUUGUGGUGUUUGUGCUCUUCGCCGUGUGCUGGGCACCUCUGAACUUCAUUGGACUCGCGGUGGCCAUUAACCCUGCAAAAGUGGCGCCGAAUAUCCCGGAGUGGCUAUUCGUUACCAGCUACUUCAUGGCGUAUUUUAACAGCUGUCUAAAUGCUGUGGUUUACGGAUUACUCAAUCAGAACUUCAGACAAGAGUACAAACUGAUUCUUCGUGCUCUUUGCACGCCGAGAGCGCUGUUUACAGACAGUUCCAGGUAUAACACUGAAGCUAUUAAGAGUAAACAGUCGCCGGCAGGAACGAAUAACAAUGUGAAAGAGGCCAAUGCGUAUAAAGGCGGAGUGACACACACUCUAUUCUAGUAGAUCACUUCUUGUUCUUCUUGUUCUUGAUCACUUCUACCGAACAACUAUAAUAUUAAGGUGCAAGGGGGCUAAAGGUA
Danio aesculapii is the source of this 1711-nucleotide messenger RNA. RefSeq names its product melatonin receptor 1C (gene mtnr1c). Gene Ontology annotation, molecular function: melatonin receptor activity. NCBI's taxonomy places the organism in Eukaryota, Metazoa, Chordata, Actinopteri, Cypriniformes, Danionidae. Gene Ontology annotation, cellular component: membrane. The record is from RefSeq and is a predicted model, not a curated record. The coding region runs from base 546 to 1631 and encodes 361 amino acids. Gene Ontology annotation, biological process: G protein-coupled receptor signaling pathway. The transcript is spliced from 2 exons.